UUUGUACACGCGGUUUGUUGUACCAGCAUACUGAACUUUGGCGGUUGAAGCAACUGGCACGCCCACUCGCUCAAUGUCUUCUUCGCGCUCUCCCGAUGUCUCCGCGACAGAUGACAAGCAAAAGAAAGCAGUCGCUACCAAGGCUCCGCCUCCCUUUGAUAGAGAGGAUGCCGAUCUCAUCAUCAGUACUCGAGAUAAUGUCGACUUUCAUGUCCACCGCGUCGUGCUCUCCCUAGGCUCGACGGUGUUCGAGAACAUGUUCUCUUUUCCGCAACCAGCUGGCACCGACGUUGCGAGACCUCAUGUCGACAUCUCGGAGGACAGCAAGGCUAUGGAGACGUUUCUCCGCAUCAUCUAUCCCAUCCCUGACCCCGAAUUUAAGUCCCUGCAACACCUUCACUCGGUGCUCGCCGCAGGGACCAAGUACGACGCGGCUGCCGUCAUCGCGCUGGCACGCAAGAAAUUGACCGAGUCGUCUUUCCUGCAGGACGACCCUCUUCGCGUUUUCGCGAUCGCAUGCCUAUUCCAUAUGGCGGACGAGGCGAAAAUGGCAGCUGAACUCGCUGUGCGCAAAUCGCGCGUUACUGGCACCUGUCCAGAGCUCGACGCGAUCCCGGCUGGCGCUUAUCACCGUCUACUUGCCCUCCAGCGCGAUUACGAACGCUCACGUACAUCAUCGUCUUUGUCCAAUCUGGAAGCCGUCUUCUCGGGCUUCACACCACUUCGCCGGAAUGCAAAUGAGACGGACGACCGGCAAACCGGUGCCAAGUUUCGGCGAGGCGACAUCGAGACCACAUUUGUCGUCUCAUCGGACCCCAUCCUUGCCUCUGAUGUGAUCAUCAGGAGCUCCGACAACCACGAAUUCUACGUCCAUCGCGUGCUUCUUACACUGGCGUCUCCGACAAUGCUCUCCAUGCUUGAAAGCGUGGCCGACAAUGAUGUCGCGGUCCAUACUGGAUCAAUCCCGGUGCCUAUCUACAAAAUGCCGGAGAGUGUCCUGGUCGUGAGGGACAUUCUUCGGCAUUGCUACCCCAUCCAGCACAGUAGCGCGAACGACAUACACGAUCCCAAGCAUUUUCUUGCCGUGCUCUCUGCCGUCCGGAAGUAUCAGCUCAAGGGGGCUGAAGCGGCCAUGAGGGGCCAGUGGAAGUUGAUGGCACAUCUGGACCCUCUUCGAUUCUACUUCGCAGCCGUCGAGUAUCGCUGGAAGGACGAGGUGCUGGAGAGUGCUCGCGGGCUCAUCCAGCAUUCUCAGACUGUGAACUCGAUCCAUUCUCUAUAUAUCCCCAGCAUGGAGACAAUACCCAACGCUGCUUACUAUCGACUGUUGCUUUACGUUAACCAGUGCGUCAAAGCAGCCACCUCUGGCAUCACUGUCCAGUCAUUACCGGCCACAUCGUGCGCCUCCCCAUGGCUGAAUCGCUCCCGCAAGGCAUAUUUCCGGGAAAGUGUAACUUUGCACGCCAUCCCUCCGGAAGCACUGAGGAAUCUUCUCAGCGAGGUGACUGCCGCAGUGAGGGACAAGCCUCUCGGCAGCUCGAUUGCUGCAACGUCACCUGCUGGGCAAGCGUUUCUCAAGAAACUGGUAUCCUUCAAGUGUCACUGUUCUACCAAUAUCCAAGUCCCCCCUUGCUCCGAGGUUGAGCGUUUGACAUGGGGUUUUGCGUUCCUCAAGCAAUAUGGUGAAACCAUUGACAAAGCUGUCUCCAACGUUGUGUUUGAGACUAAGUUCAUUGACGCCGCUUAGAUGUGGUAGU
Messenger RNA from Dichomitus squalens LYAD-421 SS1, 1757 nucleotides. RefSeq lists its product as uncharacterized. NCBI's taxonomy places the organism in Eukaryota, Fungi, Basidiomycota, Agaricomycetes, Polyporales, Polyporaceae. Gene Ontology annotation, molecular function: protein binding. The transcript has 3 exons. The record is from RefSeq and is a predicted model, not a curated record. Bases 74 to 1747 code for a protein of 557 amino acids.